Molecule: messenger RNA, 372 nt
Organism: Chondrus crispus (carragheen)
Lineage: Eukaryota; Rhodophyta; Florideophyceae; Gigartinales; Gigartinaceae
Exons: 1
Coding region: 1-372 (123 amino acids)
Molecular function (GO): kinase activity
Source: RefSeq, a predicted model, not a curated record
AUGCAUCUGAAUCCAUGUUCCAGUGACUCUUGCGAGAUAGCCUCUGCAAUCGCAAAAGAAUCAGACGCCGAGCUCGUCGUUGUCACAGAUGGAUGUCACGGGGCAGUGGGUGUGCUACCAGACGGAGUGCAAGUGACAGUUCCCGCACACAGGGCAGACCAUGUCAGGGACACGACGGGGGCCGGGGAUGCCUUUCUUGGAGGAAUGCUCGCUCAAGCUGUUUCAGAUCAUAGAGUGCGCCUGCCAAAAUGCAAAGACACAUUAACAGAAAUGCUUCAGUGGGGUUCAAAGUGCGCGUCCUUAUGUGUCGGACAAGCUGGAGCAUUGCCACCUUUGCUUGACGGAGGUGAGGAAACUUCGUAUGGCAUGUAA